This is a messenger RNA of Chiloscyllium plagiosum (whitespotted bambooshark), 1187 nucleotides long. RefSeq names its product EEF1A lysine methyltransferase 3-like. Gene Ontology annotation, cellular component: cytosol; protein-containing complex. The record is from RefSeq and is a predicted model, not a curated record. NCBI's taxonomy places the organism in Eukaryota, Metazoa, Chordata, Chondrichthyes, Orectolobiformes, Hemiscylliidae.
CAGCCGGGCUUCUGCAGGCGAGGCGACAGGACAUUGGCGGAGGGGUAGGGGGAAGAAACGCAGAAUUGUCCACUGCAUCUUUUUUAAAAUCUUCAGGCAACCAGAAUCUCUUGGUGGGACACAGGUCAGCAUCUCUGUGACGCUGCUAGGACGCCACAAGCCGGCUUCAGCUGCCGUGUAGAAGGAUGAGACAGGCUCACUCAAGUCAAGCUCCCACUGAUCCGAGUCAGAGCCAUGCUUCAGGCCAGAAUCUCCCAAACGAUGAGAAAACAGCCACCAGCAACCGGGAAAGUUUCAAGGAAAGGUUCAAGAGGAUGGUGAAACUCCAGUGCCAGGAAAAUACUGGCCGCACUGCCCAAACAAUUGAAUGGCUCUUUCCGCAGCCUUUCAUCUCUGAGAAGCAGUUCCAAUUCUGCGGACACAUUUUGAACAUCGCUCGAUUUUUUGGUGGCGAUUUGGGAUUCUCCGCCUCUGUCUGGGAUGCUGCCCUGGUGCUUUGUCGGUAUUUUGAACAAGAGAAGAUAAGUUUUACUGGGAAGAAGGUGCUUGAACUAGGGUCUGGAACUGGAAUUGUGGGGAUCCUAGCUAUUCUGUUGGGUGGAGAUGUUACUAUCACAGACAAAGAGAAUGUGUUGAGCCAGAUAGAACAUAACGUCUCUGCUAACAUCCCUGCUGAUUGUAGGCAUCGUUCAAAGGUCUGUGCUCUUUCCUGGGGUAAAGACCAUAUCAACUUUCCAACCGACUAUGAUUUCAUCCUGGGUGCAGAUAUUGUGUACACCUCCCUCGUCUACCCCUUGCUGUUAAAGACUCUGCUGCAUCUGUGCUAUGAAUCGACCAUCAUUUACCUCUCUACCAAAUUGCGCAGAGGGAACCACUCUAUCUCUUUCCAUGAGGAGCUUUUGCCUAAAUAUUUCAACUGUGAACUUGUCCACAGAGUUGAGGACAAAAAUAUCAAUGUGUACAAGCUUAGCAAGUUGAAUCCAGUGACGAUAGACGAUGCUUUGAUGUAGAAUCAAAGAACUGUACAGCACAGAAGAAAGCCAUCCUGUCAGUGCUGACUCUUUGAUGAAGUUUCUCCCACUUGUCUGCUCUGUAGAAAGAUGGAUCUUAUUUAAGAACAUGGGCAGCCCUUCAAGCCUGCUGUACCAUUUAAUAAGAUUGUGGUUAAUCAUCCACUUCAACAUUAC